Molecule: messenger RNA, 1236 nt
Organism: Durio zibethinus
Lineage: Eukaryota; Viridiplantae; Streptophyta; Magnoliopsida; Malvales; Malvaceae
Product: protein TIFY 11B-like
Biological process (GO): regulation of jasmonic acid mediated signaling pathway; regulation of defense response; response to wounding
Cellular component (GO): nucleus
Source: RefSeq, a predicted model, not a curated record
AAAGAAACCAGGACAGCUCAUAGUUAAUCAGGUUCGAAGAACAUGUGGUAUUUGGAGAAACCUGCUUCCCCCCUUAUAUUCCUUCAUGUCAUACUCUUUUAGCAGUAAUCUCUGAAAGGGGCAAAACACUUGGAUAAGACCCUGAAACUUGAUGUUUUACUAGAUUUUAUCUUUAACAAUAGUUUCAUUCAGCUUUUGUUAGAAACUUGAGAGUUUUCAGACAACAAGAAAAAAAAAAAGGAAGCCAUGUCCAAUUCAGGCCAAAAGUCCGGUAAGGCUACUGAGAGAGCAAAUUUUGUCAAUCUUCUUAGCCAGUACUUGAAAGAAAAAAUAAAUCUUGGAGAUAUCAGCGUUGGGAUGACUUCAAAACGUGAAACCAAAGGGGUUGAAACAUCUAGGCAACAAGCAAUGACAAUGAACUUUUUGCCCCAUAUGGAUAAUUCCUCUGAGAGUUCAAGACCAAAUCUUGUGGCAUCUACAUCAAAUGUGAAAUCUUCUGAUUUCUUCCCAGAGAUUGGCAGUUUUGGUGCCUCCAGUUCCAAGGAAGAUGCCACUAACAAAACAGAUUUCAGGAAACCAGCAAUAGCGGAGCCAAAGAAUGCCCAUCUGACCAUAUUUUUUGGCGGACAAGUGCUGGUAUAUAAUGACUUUCCAGCUGACAAGGUCAAGGAGAUCGUGGCCUUGGCUAACCAAGGAUGCUCAAAUGCAGGUAGUGGUGUUGUUUCUGAAUCUGGCAUGGAAAAAGUAUAUUCCAACAUAGACAAAAUUGAUUCUACCUGUUCUGACAUUCCUGACCUGAACAUCGCCUCGAUGACUGCAAAUAGUCCUGCUCAAGAUUCUUCUGUUGAGCGGCAUCAAUAUGGUGGUUCAGAUUUACGAAUUGCGAGAAGAAAUUCACUUCACAAGUUCUUUGAGAAGAGAAAAGACAGGGCAGCCGCAAGGGCUCCAUACCAAGUUAACAACCUACGAGGAUCUCCUCCUCCACCUAAACCUGAUGAAAGCAAGUCAUGUCAUGAGGAAGGUCAAUCAUCAAAAGAAGCAUCAAGAGAUCUUGAUCUCAAGUUAUAGUAAAUAUUGUCAGUUCAUCGUGUUGUAACUUGGGAUACCUUAGUGAUCAGGCAUAAUGAUCUUAAUUCUUAACUAUUGUUGUUAGGCAUUUUACACUUCUACCAAUACAUUUUUUUGCAACUAAUCUGUUACAAUUAAAUUGAGAUCUGAUUUAUUUUUUGUCUAUAA